CCCACAAGGCUCUGUAAACCUCCACUUACAUACGGGAAAUGCAAUCACAUCCGGUAGGUGGUAAGGACUCAAAAUGGCCGAGGACGAGGACUGGCCUUCGAAUCACCAGCUUGUGACGGUUAUUCCAGGGGGCCCCGACCAGCUUUAUGAUGACCCAGGUGAUGCAACUGAUGUCAAGUCUGAGCCAGCCAGUCCUGAAGAGGAUACAUCAAGGACACACUUUGAUUCCCCUGAUGAAGACACAGAUUUGACAGUUGCCAAAGAACAAAGGCGGUUUGCACACAGUGCAGCAGAGCAGAAAAGGAGGGAUGCCAUACGAAAAGGUUAUGAUGACCUACAGACAAUUGUGCCGACCUGUCAUCAACCUAACAAUGCAGCAGCUAUGCAGAAGCUGAGCAAGGCAAUCAUUCUGCAAAAAUCAAUUGAAUAUAUAGUGUACUUGCAUCAACAAAGAAAGAAACAAGAGGAGGAACUGGAAGCACUCAGGAAAGAAGUGAUGGCCUUAAAAAUUAUGAAGACAAAUUAUGAGCAAAUAGCCAAAGCACACCAGAAUCAGCCAGCACAGGGACAGAAAACAGUACCAGAUCAAGCCAAAUUUACUGUGUUCCGACAGAUCAUGGAACAGCAAUUCAUGACAUUUAAUGCCUCUGUCAAUGUAACAAAUUUUGAAGCCUUGUCAGCAUGUAUAUUCAGCUGGCUAGAAGAAUAUUGCAAACCUCAGUAUCUGCAAGAGAUUGUCGUCAAUGCUCUCAAAAGUUUGAACAGCCAAGGACUACUGCAGCAGUAAAUAUACAUGAAGUGAACCCAAAAAUACCAGUGUGAGAAUAUUGGUCUGCUGGGACAUUGGUAGAAUUAAUCUAAGAUCUUGUGUGAUAAACUCUCCCUUUGAAGAAGGAAGUACCUUAAAACACAGGCAAAAUGCAAAGGAAAGACCUAGGAGAUAUGAAGUUUAUUCUGUCAGGGGUAUAGUGCAGAAGUGUGUUGCUUACUCAGUUUGUUAACCAGCCAAAGGUAAUAUUAGAGCUGCACAGUAUUAUCUCUUGCAAUAUUGUCAGCAAAGAACAACUUCUACAGUCUUCCUGUUUAUCACUGGUACCUUGCAAAGUUGUUCUGGUAUAUGUAGGGGUAUAGGCUUAACCACCUGAGGCAUAUUUAACCUGAGGUUUUGCAAAGUGUUGUAAAUUAUUUAUGUAUAUGUUAGAAGCUAAGGGUCAACAUAAAAGUUUUGGAAAGUUUGUACAUAAAACUAAUUUAUGUUUACAGGGAUAAUUUGUGAAGAAAACAGAAAAAAGAACGUUUUAACCCUUUUGGCUUUAAAUUUGGUUUGAAUCUGAACCACUUUGAAUUAGUUAUUGAGGUUUUGUGUAAUCUUGAACUCUAAGUUAGACCCGCAGUCAUAAAUGAUGUCAACAAGAGAAAAAUUCCUACAAAAAUGUUAGCUGUUCAGGGUCAGGCAGAGUGUCAGCCAUCAGUCUCUGCUCAAACAUCACUGAGGGCCCAUGGCUAUUUUCCACCAGCCAGUGCUUUUUUAUUGCUCUGUGUAUAGUCAGAUAACUCACCAUACAAGUUUGGAUGGAAUUCAGUAAAUAAUUAUGUUGAAGAGAAGGUCAAUUUACUUCAGUUGUUGUUGCAAUGGCUGAGAAUGGCCUUGAUUACAUACCUAGGUGGUUUUGCAAGGUGUGAACAAAAAAAAAUAUAUAUAACGUUACUGUAAAAGUAGAGUAAUAAAGUGUUAUUUGUUUGACAAUGAA
Pocillopora verrucosa is the source of this 1751-nucleotide messenger RNA. Its product is annotated as max-like protein X. NCBI's taxonomy places the organism in Eukaryota, Metazoa, Cnidaria, Anthozoa, Scleractinia, Pocilloporidae. The record is from RefSeq and is a predicted model, not a curated record. Gene Ontology annotation, molecular function: DNA-binding transcription factor activity, RNA polymerase II-specific; RNA polymerase II cis-regulatory region sequence-specific DNA binding; protein dimerization activity. Gene Ontology annotation, cellular component: nucleus. Gene Ontology annotation, biological process: regulation of transcription by RNA polymerase II.